AUGGGCAGGAGUCAGAGUAAAAGACAGAGGGAAGAGAAUGGGAAAAGCCCAAUCGACCCUAAUAGCCCGUUGGGCCAGGUGUUGAUCCAGUGGGAUGAGGACUAUUUGAGGAAAUUCACUAGGAGUUUGAUGAAGGUGACUAUGAUUAACUUUUGCAGGAACAUCUGGCCAAAAUAUCCAAUAGGGCCAGAAGGUGCAUAUACUUGGGAUCCAGAGGGGGAGACGGAUAGGUACUGGAUGACCCAGUUGAAGAAUUAUUUGAUACUUAAUAAGAAGGAAAAGGAGAAACCAUAUCUAGAAGUAUGGUUCCACGCCCGGUUCUACGGACCGGAUCCCCCGCCCGUUAGUCAGUUUCCCCUGAGGAAGAAGGAGGAAGAUUCAGAUGAAGAAACACGUCCUGCUCCCUCUGCCCCUCCCGUAGUUGCGCAACGGUCGCCAAGCCCGCCGGCACACCCGGCAGUCACGAGUCCCCCGGGUAAUGCCCGGCUGGAGAGGGGUCAGACAUCCCCGGGGAAUCAGGACGCUGGGGAGGGAGUUAGUGGGAAGGAGCCGAAUCAGGAAAUUUGUUCACCGCCACCUUAUCAACCACCGAGUAGGGAAGUGCAACAAUUAGAGAGGGAUAUACAGAAUCUCCCUUUCCCGGAGGGAAAGCCCCGCGGUUCCCCCUUGGUUGAGGCAUUCCGAAAGUAUAGAGGAAGGGAGGGUUGGGGACUCUCACGGACGGAGGACCCAGGAGACUCUCCCGUUCAUACUUUCCCCCUUAGGGAGACCCCCGGAGGGAUAAAUGCACACGGAAAUCCAGUUAUGGUAUACGUGGUCAGUCCCAUCAAGCCAUCAGAACUCAGGGAAUUGAAACAGACACUGCCCAAAUUGCAUGAGAACAGUCAGGAGGUCGCGAACCUCCUCCAAAUGUGGAUGGGACCUCAUAUAUACACAUACACCGAAUUGAUGUAUAUAUUGGGGCAUUUGUUUACCCCAGAAGAGAAAGCAAUGAUUAGGAGGGCAGCAAUGCAGUACUGGGAAGUUAAGGAGGAUCAACGGGUCGCCGCGCCAGUACCGGGUCAAGGUGCACAACAGGUGGUUCCAUCGGAGACCAAAUUUCCCCUAGGGGACCCGAAUUGGGACAUAAACGAUGCAAAUCAUCGGACUCAUUUGAUAGAUCUGAAGGAGAUGAUUUUGGAAGGAAUUAGACGGGCUGUACCCCAAAGCACCAAUCUCACCAAAGCUUUUGAGGUCAAUCAAAUGAAAGAGGAGUCACCGGGUGACUUCAUACAAAGGAUUAGAGACCAUUUGACUAAGUAUUCAGGGGUGGCCCCAGAUUCACCGGCGUUUGACAAUCUGCUAAAGAUGCAAUUCGUAACCAAGGCAUGGCCCGAUAUUCAAAAGAAAUUGCAGAAAAUGAACUGGCAAGACGCCGCCAUCAUAGAUCUAGUAAGGACAGCGCAGCAGGUUUACGUCAACAGGGAGGCAGUAAAAGUAAGCAGAAGUGCCAGAUGA
Messenger RNA from Podarcis lilfordi (Lilford's wall lizard), 1497 nucleotides. NCBI's taxonomy places the organism in Eukaryota, Metazoa, Chordata, Lepidosauria, Squamata, Lacertidae. The record is from the annotation of a GenBank genome assembly.